Messenger RNA from Lathyrus oleraceus (garden pea), 2688 nucleotides. RefSeq names its product ubiquitin C-terminal hydrolase 22. Gene Ontology annotation, biological process: protein deubiquitination. The record is from RefSeq and is a predicted model, not a curated record. The coding region runs from base 362 to 2011 and encodes 549 amino acids. The transcript is spliced from 4 exons. Gene Ontology annotation, molecular function: zinc ion binding; cysteine-type deubiquitinase activity. Lineage: Eukaryota; Viridiplantae; Streptophyta; Magnoliopsida; Fabales; Fabaceae.
AAUUCAUUCGGUCCCUUGAGACUUUGUAUUGAUUGAUCAUUUCUCAGGAAAAGCAAGAAAAAUCUAUUAUUGAUUGAAGCAUGCUUCUGUAUUUAUUUUUAUUUUUAUAUAUAUAGCUUUUUGUUAUUAUAUCUAUCUAUGAAUCAUGAUCAAUAGUGAAAACCUAUUUCUUUGUUCUUUUUCUCAUUUCAAUCUUUGUUUGUUGUUUUGCUUUUUCAUCUUUAUUCAUUCUUUCAAAUCACAUCAUUCAAACAAGACAAUAACAUCACUUUAACCUUCUUCAACAAUCAUAUUCUCUCUCUCUCUCUCUUUGUUUUCAACCAUUCAUUUAACUUUUUCCUAACAAAUUUCUAUUGUUAUUAUGUUUCAAACAAACCCAGAACCUUGUCCGCAUCUUUCUGAUUACAAGCUCCAACAUGGUUUCAGUGGCUACAAAGCCAUUCAAAAGCUACUUGUUAGUUCUCCAGUUGGGAGGACAAGUUUGAAGAAACCUAGUUUAAGAAUACCCAGAUGUAGUUACUGUAAUGGGGUGUGUGAAAAAAGGUUUUUUUUAUGCUUGAUUUGUUCUUCAUUCUCUUGUUUGGAUCAUACCCUUUUGCAUCCAGAAGCUGAAACUGGUCAUGAUUUGUUUGUGGAUGUAGAAAGGGCUCAACUUUUUUGUGGGUUGUGUUGUGAUCAAAUUUAUGACCCUGAUUUUGAUAAAGUUGUGAUGGCUAAACAUUCAAUGGUUUUGCCACAAGGUGUUGUUGGAAAUGAGAGUAUUGGCCACAGAUUGAUUAAGAGAAGGAGAUUGGUUUCUGGGGUUGGGUUGUAUUUGAAUGAUAAAUCUAUCUUUAGUUUUCCGGUUAAAGAUCUUAGGGGUAAGUCUUGUUUUCCUGAGGGAUUGAGGGGUUUGAACAAUUUGGGUAGUACAUGUUUUAUGAAUUGUAUGUUGCAAGCAUUGCUACAUGCACCUAUUUUCAAGGACUAUUUCUUGAGUGAUGCACAUAAUUCGGAAGAUUGUAAAAGAAGAACGAUGGAUCGGUUGUGUUUGAUUUGUGAUAUUAAUGCUGUUUUUUCAGCUAUGUAUUCGGGUGAUCGAAGUCCAUAUAGCCCUGCUCAGUUUCUCUACAGCUGGUGGCAGCAUUCAGCAAAUUUAGCGAGUUACGAGCAGCAAGAUGCGCACGAGUUUUUCAUUGCGCUAUUAGAUGCAAUCCAUGAGAAAGAGGACGUAACAAGGAACGGAAGCAAAGGAAAUGAUGGAGACUGUCAAUGCAUUGCUCAUAAAGUGUUCUAUGGGCUACUGAGAUCGGAUGUUACUUGUAUGGCUUGUGGAUUCACCUCGACAACCUAUGACCCUUUUUUGGACAUUUCACUUAACCUCAACAUCAAUAUCUCUUUGUCCGAAAAGGGUAAAAAACUUAGGAAACAAAAUGAGGACGACAACAUGUCUACACUUCUCGGUUGUUUGGAUUUGUUUACUAGGCCAGAGAAGUUGGGGCCAGACCAGAAACUUUACUGCCAAAAUUGUCAGGAAAGGCAAAACUCAUUGAAGCAAAUGUCUAUUAGAAAGCUCCCUCUAGUACUUACUUUGCAUGUAAAACGAUUUGAGCAUUCUUUCGUUAAGAAGUUGUCGAGAAAGAUUGAUCGCUACCUACAAUUUCCGUUCUCCUUGGACAUGACUCCAUAUUUGUCCUCUUCUAUUCUUAGAGCUAGAUAUGGAAAUAGAAUUUUUAACUUUGGAGGUGAUGAAUCAGAAACGUUUUCCAAGUUCGAGAUUUUCGCAGUGGUGACACAUUCGGGGACGCUCGAGUCUGGCCAUUAUGUGUCUUUUGUAAGAUUAAAAAAACAAUGGUAUAGAUGUGACGAUGCUUGGAUAACCGAGGUUGAUGAGGCAAUAGUCAGAGCUUCACAAUGUUACAUGAUCUUCUAUGUGCAAAAGACUUUGUUCAAUAAUGCAAAUGAAGAUCUUAGUCACCUUCCAACUUCACCUGGAAGAGAGGUGUUUAUUCCUAUUGCUGGUUGCUGCUAAAGAUGAUAUUUAAUGAGAGUACACGGCAUCAAAUGGAAUCGAGCAUCGAAGGCCGAUUCGUUGCUCGGUGAGAGAACACUUUCUCUAUGAUUCUCUCGGAUGGCUUUGGAGAAUCACAGUUUGUAGUUGACAAGAUCGAUUUUCAAUAUUCGUAUUGAAAGUUCAAACUGCUACAAGGUUAGUUAUGUAUAUAACUCAUUAACUGAUUAUAAUAAGAGGUGCUCAACAAUCAUUGCUAUUUGCUACUCUUGUGUCUCCCUCACUAAGGGAAGUACAUGGAGAAAAGAAAAAACAAGGGGCAAAAAAGGGUUAUGUGGAUGAAUGGUUGUUUUUUGUUUUGUUCGAAGGACCUGUAUUGCUCAUGACCCUUUUUACCUUGAGAGUGCAAAUUUGAGGUUGCUUCAAUGGUGCAUAAUAGACAAGGGUGUUGUUCAAGACAUGUUUGUUCAUUUAUUUAAUGGUGAUGUGAGGAAUAUUAUGGAUCUAACUUUUUUUUGGAACAUUUAAUGCUAGUAUGUUAAUUUGUUAGUUUAUGCCGGAGGUUAAGACCGUCUUUGAGGGCCUGUAAGACGAGCUACCGAAGAUGGUUCAAAAUAGGUCUCAUAUGACUGAGAAAAUUACUCUUGUUACUGUUGCUGCAACGACUUAAUUAAUAUGUUCUAGUGAAGUUAAAGAAA